Messenger RNA from Bipolaris sorokiniana ND90Pr, 1431 nucleotides. RefSeq lists its product as uncharacterized. The transcript is spliced from 5 exons. The record is from RefSeq and is a predicted model, not a curated record. NCBI's taxonomy places the organism in Eukaryota, Fungi, Ascomycota, Dothideomycetes, Pleosporales, Pleosporaceae. Gene Ontology annotation, cellular component: mitochondrion. The coding region runs from base 1 to 1407 and encodes 468 amino acids.
AUGUCACAGCGCCAUGUGUGCUUCAACGUCAAUGAGCUUGCACUCCGCGCGGCAGAGGUUGUUGGUGCAAAAAUAUGCGUCAACAUUGCAAAGUACCGGGAUAGUAUGUACAACAAGAGUAUGUUGUUAACUAUGAAUGAUGACUCUCGGGUAGUGGCCAAAGUUCCGAAUCCAAACGCUAGUUUACCUUAUUGGACCACUGCGAGCGAGGUUGUGACGAUAGAUUUCGUCCGCAACAUUCUUGACAUCCCCGUCCCCAAAGCUCAUGAAGAUCCGGUUGGGGCAGAAUACAUCAUCAUGGAAGAGGUUCCAGGGGUGCAACUAGAGCAGGUCUGGCCGAAAAUGAGCAUAGAAGAUAGGUUUGCUAUUGUCCGAUCAAUCGCUGGUUUUCAGCAAGUCUGGACUUCAGUCGCUUUCACAAGAUAUGGAAGCUUGUAUUAUUCAAAAGACCUAGAAGAUACGCCCAGUAGCCAGCCGCUCUAUAUCGACGCACAUGGUGGUCACACAAAAAACAAGAAUCUUGCUAUUGGCCUGUCUGUAGCACGUGAAAUAUUUGAUAACAGAAGAGCAGCCAUCAAUUUCAAUAGAGGACCAUGGGAUUCUCUAGAAGCGUAUCAUCGCGCCAUUGGACAACGCAAAAUAGUGUGUAUCAAUCAGCUUUCCGAGUUACCCAAAUCUCCGAUAACCCUGUGCGGCCCGGGAACCUAUCAGCCAAUGAAAGAAAAGAAGGUCAAGGCUUUACACUGUUACCUCGAUCUCAUAAAGCAGACCCUUGCAGAAGAUCAAACGAUAUCGUCCGCACAUCUUUGGCAUGAUGACUUGCACGUUGCUAACAUCUUCGUCGACUCCGCUGAGCCUACCAAAGUUGUGGGCCUUAUAGACUGGCAGUCAGCAGAGAUAUCUCCGCUCUACUUCCAUGCCCGGCAGCCUCAAAUUAUUAACUAUCAAUCGCUCUGUUUGUUGUAUCACACUCUCAUAAAUCACCAAAAUCCUCGGAUUUAUGCGGCUCUCCAGUUCCAGAAUACGGAAAAGUACUUAUUUCUAUUGUUGGCACGUAACCUCCUCAUCGAUGGCGAGGCGCUCUAUCUUGCCAGGAUAGCCGAGCUUGAGCCAACUUGGAAUGUGUUUUCAGGCAAAGGAGAUUCAAAUUACCCAUUCGCUUUUUCAGACAAGGAAAGAGAGGAGCUCAAGGCUGAUGCUGAAGGUGCGAUACAAGGUAUGGAAGCAAUGAGUUCAAUAAGAGAGAGCUUAGGAGAUUUACUCCCUGAGAAGGGCAUUGUGAAGCCAGAUAAUUAUGAAAAAGCACCGGACGCCUUGUCACAGAUGAAAGAUCAAGUGAUUAGUGCAUUUGUCACCAACGCGAAGAAAAGGAAGGCUUGGGAAAAGGCAUCGCCGUUUGGGAAUUAACUCGAUUGGCUUAGAAGAUAGCAC